Aureobasidium pullulans EXF-150 is the source of this 1533-nucleotide messenger RNA. RefSeq lists its product as uncharacterized. The coding region runs from base 1 to 1533 and encodes 510 amino acids. Gene Ontology annotation, cellular component: SAS acetyltransferase complex. The transcript is spliced from 2 exons. Gene Ontology annotation, molecular function: histone acetyltransferase activity. The record is from RefSeq and is a predicted model, not a curated record. Lineage: Eukaryota; Fungi; Ascomycota; Dothideomycetes; Dothideales; Saccotheciaceae.
AUGGUCAAUUCUCUCAGGCCUACCUCGACCAGGUCUCCCUCACGGCGCGCCUCCGUCAGACACCCCACACCGCCCCCCUCCCAGCUCUCUUCGACAUCACCGCGACCGCUGUCCGACGAAAAUGAAGCCAUCGAGACUCCGAAACAGAGCGACCGUCCGGCCAAACGCCUCAAGCUGACGCUCAAAGGUCCGAAGCUAGCUGCUGUGCCUGCUGACGUUGUUGGCAACACAAACGCGACCAUCCCGUCCCCGAGACCGCCCGUCAAGCUGACUCUCUCCGAGCCACAUGGGAACUUGCUCCAGACUACGAAUGGUGUGCGCAAGACUCUGGAUGUUACCGAAGACCCAAUACCCUCCAACACGUCACCAGCUACAACUCCGGCUUCAGCUUUGGAUCCACCGCAAAGAGAGACUCGAAAGACGUCAGAGAGACGUAGUCUGCGCUCGCAUGAUGAAGGUCCACGACUGAAGAGCGAGCUGGCUGUGUACUUUCCAAACUAUGAGGAUAUCAUAUACGACUCCAACAAAGAACCGGAAUUCAUCACUACAGAUACCAUCAUUCAUAUCAGCAAUGAGCCGUAUAAUCCUGCUCAAGACCCGAACUACAAACCAGACACCUUGACUUCCCAUCCAAGAACCCAGCGUGCCUCUGCUUCUCCUACGAAACCGUCGUCCCCACCAAACCAGAAGAAUAAAUACAAUGGAGCUCAAGUCAUUGACUUCUCGUCCAUCGAGAAGAGUGUCGGCCAUCAUCCGAAAGACCCUUUGACUGAUGCCUUCUACUUUCCAUCUCAUCGUCGAGCAGAGCGCAAGGAGAAGCAAUUGCGCAACAUCGAGAAGGAGAGGGCCAUGCACGAAAAGGCCCACCUUGAAAGACUCCUCGAAGCUUUGCAAGGGCAUGACUGGUUGCGUGUCAUGGGUAUCAACAGCGUGGUUGAUGCAGAUGCGAAGAAAUACGAGCCCAAAAGAAAGUAUUUUGUUGACGAACUGAAUGCGUUGCUGUUGAAGUUCAAAACAUGGAAAGACGAGGAAAGGCGGAUCCGGCAGGAGAAGGAAGCUGCCGCUAUGGCCGGAGCAGAGGACGAAGACGAAGAUGAGGACGAGGAGAGUGAGAGCGAGCCGUCUUCGAGUGACCUGGACGCUUCUGCAGCCCGUCAGCUACAGGUUGAAGCUUCCGGAGGUGCUAAAGGCGGGAAAGAUGGCAAAGCUGGAAAGCUCCAAAGCAAGACGAAAGCCUCUGCGCCAGUCCCCGAACCUGCACCUCCACCUCCAGCACCACUCCCGACAACAUAUCGGGAGCCUACGCCGGAUGGACCUUUUGUGAGCUUCUACUCCAAGCCUCAUAUGCGGGCGUCAGCACUGGGAACUACACGACAUGGUCGAAGUUUGACAGCCUUCGGCGUUCCGUUGCCUGAGGUUGAGGAACAGGACUUUGCUCUGCCCGAGGACUACGUGACGCCAGACGCACUGAGAGACAAUGCUAGGAAACGCAGGAGGAUGAAGAGGGAGAGUGCAAUGGACUCAAGCAAGUGA